UGAUUCAAGCAGUCACGAUGGUUAUAGUGGUAGAUCAAAAGGUUGUGAUAGUCAUAGUGGUAGAUUAAGAGAUCGUGGUAGUCGUAGUGGUAGUUCAAGAGGUUAUGGUAAUUAUGGUAGUGGAUCAAGAGGUUGUGGUAGUUAUGGUGAUGGAUCAAGAGGUCGUGAUAGUCAUGGUGGUGGAUCAAGAGGUCAUAAUGGUCAUGGUG
Funneliformis caledonium is the source of this 209-nucleotide messenger RNA. Lineage: Eukaryota; Fungi; Glomeromycota; Glomeromycetes; Glomerales; Glomeraceae. The record is from the annotation of a GenBank genome assembly.